Messenger RNA from Coffea eugenioides, 1444 nucleotides. Its product is annotated as rhodanese-like domain-containing protein 11, chloroplastic. NCBI's taxonomy places the organism in Eukaryota, Viridiplantae, Streptophyta, Magnoliopsida, Gentianales, Rubiaceae. The record is from RefSeq and is a predicted model, not a curated record. Bases 133 to 1002 code for a protein of 289 amino acids. The transcript has 10 exons.
UCUUCUCACAAAUUUCCCCAAUCUGUCUACACUACACUCCAGAGUACCUCAUGUGACUCAAAUGGAUAACGCCCAGCAAAUUUAAUCACUGAACAAAGUUAUUGAGCUUUAUUCUCAACUGCCUCAACAACAAUGGGAGCGCUGAGUUUUGGUUUUUCACCUCUGAAUGCUGUCACUACCUCCAGCAAACAACAAACUUUGAAGAACUUGGGCACAGCCCAUUUCUUCAACUCUACAAAUAUGCCUUCUUUCAACUUCAGAACCCAGCAAAACUGCAGGGGUGGCAUAAGAAUGCAAGUUGUUGAAGAAGAGUAUGAGGUGCAGCAAGCAAAAGAUAUGGCUGCUGCAAAAAAAAGAUGGGAGGCCAUGAUAAGGGAUGGGAAAGUAAAAUUUCUCACACCUAGGGAAGCUGGAUAUGCUAUUCAACUCUCAAAUAAAGUUCUACUCGAUGUCCGUCCAUCUACAGAGCGUAAAAAGGCAUGGGUUAAAGGCUCAACAUGGAUUCCAUUAUUUGAUGUUGAUAACAGUAUUGAUGCUGUUAAUCUUUCCAGGAAGAUGACAAAUUUCAUGAUGGGUGGCUGGUGGAGUGGUGUGCCAGCAUUAGCGUAUGACAACAAAUUUUUAUCAAAAGUUCAGGAGAAAUUUCCGAAAGAUAGUGAUCUUAUAGUGGCCUGUCAGAAAGGUUUGAGAUCCCUUGCGGCUUGUGAACUUCUAUACAAUGCUGGGUACAGAAACCUUUUCUGGGUUCAAGAAGGUUUGGAGGCUGCAGAAGAGGAGGAUCUUGACAGAGAAGGUCCUCAACCAUUUAAACUUGCUGGAAUUGGUGGAGUGUCAGAGUUCUUAGGUUGGACUGACCAGCAACGAGCUGCAGCUGCGAAGGAAGGCUGGGGUUACCGAUUAGUUUUUACUGGUCGUUUGCUUGGCGUCAUUCUUGCUGCCGAUGCCUUGUUUUUUGGAGCACAGCAAGUAGGCCGUUAUAUUCAAGAUUUAAGGGCACAUUAAGUGCUUUUAGACAUAGAAGGUGGUUCUGGCCCAAGUAUCCAAGAAAUGACUUGUCCUCUCUCCAUUUUGCCUUAUUUAGUCCAAAGACAUGCCAGACUUCAUCCAAGAAACCUGUAAAUGGUGGGUGAUGCCAUUGUUGUAUACCUUUUCUCGGUCUUUUGGCCUGUAGCUCAAGUGAUGGUCAUUGCUUUACCGCUGCAACAUAUCUUGGUGUGACCUUUUUGUGUUUGUGUGACAGCCUCGUCAAAUUUUGUUGCAAGGAUUACUUGCUUUCAAACGUAUUCAAUGUUGGUGAAAUAUUUGAUUGCUUUGAAUCAUUUUUUCACAAGUAAAUGAUUCCGAACUCAUUCCUUGGACUACUCGAGUUUGCCAGCCAAGAUUGUUCAUAUUUCUCCCACAAUUUGUAGAUGGAACUAUUGACAAAGUUUUCCCUUUUGAAUUC